UGCGACCAGGAAGUGCUGAAACCUUCAGUGUUGAGCUGCUCGCUGGCCGCCAGCACAAUGGGUGGCGUUAAACCGUGGCUGCUCGCCGCUGUUUUUGGCCUAACCCUCGACAGUUUGGUCGGGGCAGACAAUGCUGAGGAAUUUACCAUUACAGUCACACCUGGAGAAAAGUUGCCAAAUGGGACAAUCUAUGUAAUCAAACAUACUAAUGUUUCAUUCAACUGCUCAAGCAGAUCACAACAAAAAUCCAAUAUAUCUUGGUCCUUUAGUCGGGAUUCAAAGCAAAAAACUUUUGCAAAUGUUGAGGGGCCCUACUCAGAAUUUACACUUCUCAAUGUGAGUAGUGAAAGCCAGGGGAACUAUACUUGCUCAACAAAUGAGAGUGUUACCAAGGAAGUUCUUGUCUACCAUCCACCAGAGGGACCUCCCUUGUGUCAUGCAGAAUCUUCUGGUAAUAACGUGCAUCUGUAUUGUUCUUGGACUGACGGAUAUCCCCAUCCAACAUUUGUUUGGUCAAAUGAGACGUGGAAAUUUGAAUCCAGUGAUCAAACACAUGGUCAGCCAGGAUUAAAUGAUUCUCUGGUACUACAAGUUAAAGGGUCGGAAAUACAUGAUGGGCAAAUAUUUAAAUGUGUGGGUUAUCAUAUCGCAUAUGAACAAAGGAUGGAAGCAUCAUGCUCAUUGAUAUUGAAGGCUCCACUUCCUGAGUCAGAACCUCUUGUAACUGGAUUUGAGGGAAAGAAUACAACGCUGACCUGUCACUCUAAGGAAGGAAAUCCACCUCCCAAAUUAUCCUGGCUACGAAAAAAUGACACUGAAAUUUUCCCUAACAGUAAAUAUAUAGUCUUACAAGAGGGUGUUACUUCAUUCGUAACAAUACGGCAGUCCUCUAAAGCAAUGGAUGAAGGGAGAUAUGUUUGCAAGAGUGAGAAUCCUCUGGGGAUUAAAGAAGUGGAAAUAUGGGUCUCAUUUAACACUAAAAACAUUUCUGGAUUGGUUGGAGGAAUUGCUAUCCUUGUACUUCUAAUUAUUGCAGCAGUUUGUGGAUUUUUCCUCUAUCGGAACAGGAACCUGUUUAUCACAAGAAGACAUUUUUGGUAA
Molecule: messenger RNA, 1101 nt
Organism: Pristis pectinata (smalltooth sawfish)
Lineage: Eukaryota; Metazoa; Chordata; Chondrichthyes; Rhinopristiformes; Pristidae
Gene: vsig10
Product: V-set and immunoglobulin domain containing 10
Exons: 6
Coding region: 58-1101 (347 amino acids)
Biological process (GO): cell-cell adhesion
Cellular component (GO): cell-cell junction
Molecular function (GO): cell adhesion molecule binding
Source: RefSeq, a predicted model, not a curated record